AGCUUGACUCGCUCUUUCGGUCCGACUCGAUGACACGAAUGAGAGGCAAGUAGAAAAAAAGGGGAUGGACGGUUUCACUGGAAGUUUGUAUGGACGGGAAGACUGAACCCAUGCCACAAAUUGACGACAGGCACCACCAAAGCAGAAGACGUGGUUUCAGACAAAGCUACUUGCUGUCAUGGGCUUUGGACAUUCGAGGCAUUCCACACCGAAAGAGCUCGUCGAGCACUGAGGGCGAAAGCCUACGGAUAAGUUGGUGGAUGACAGAAAUGCGCUCGACGGUUUUGAGCCAGGCAUUGUGUCUUCUCAAUUUGUUCCAAUUUGGUUGAUUCUUUUUUUUUUUCACUGGUGAAAUGGCCGCUCUCGCCGCCGAUGGGCUUUGGUGCCGGAAUUUGUGGCUCUGUGCUUUGCUGCAUGCUUUCUGUUGUGGCAAUGUCGGAAGAAGCGCGUCUUCAAGAAGCUCAAGCGCCGAGUUGAGUCGUCGUUGGGGUUCAUGCACAAACGCAAGCGAGAAUUCCGUUGAAUGGAUUGCAAGAGUAUCUGCUCGUCAACGAACAGAGACUUGAAGGGUGAGGGAUAAUCUUGACUUGUCCACCACGAUGGAGAGGCAAAAUGGAGAGGCACACCUGCACGUCUUGGCUCAGAUCGCAUGCCAUAUUGGCGAGAGCUGUUGCCAUUUUUCGAAUCUGAAACUUGCCAUUUUUAGUUCCACGCUUCUAUUGGCUUAAAUUCCAUCUUUACAAACAACAAGUCGACAUACGUCACUCAUCAUGACCUCCGUAGCGAAAGAUGCCGACGCUGUCGCUCCUCCUGCCGACGCCACAGCUUCCCCAGCCACUGACGUCGACAUGGAUAAAGAAGCCAAGAUGCUGAUGCACGAUGAACGCUCCUGCAUUUUCGAGACCCGCAUCGAGCGCGCUGAUCUGUGCCGUCAACGAGGCUCCGCGCAGUUCAAAGCUGGAGAUAUCGACAAGGCGGUGACGUGGUACCAGCGCGCGCUCUACCACGUGGACUUCGACGAGGGCACGUGGCAUUUCGAGUUCACGGCCAAGAAUCGCUCAGAUGUCAACGUAGUAAGACUACCGGUAUAUUUGAACCUGGCAGCAUGUUAUCUGGUCCAAGGGGCUCCGAAGGGUAAAGAAAACGACGACGAAUUGCUGUCCAAAGUCAUUGAGAAUACAAAUCUGGCACUUGCCAUCGACCCAGAGAACGACAAGGCGCUGUACCGUGCAGGACGUGCGCUACUACUAACUGGAGAUCUUGCUGGAGCCAAGGAGAAAUUGACAAAAGCAGCUAAGCACCACCCUUCAGAUAGGAAUAUCCGUGAUGCACUGUCGACAUUGAAGGAGAAAGUGGCUGAGCAUAAGAAAGAGGAAAAGGAACGUUGGGGUGGGAGACUACUGGAUGAGAAGGCAACGGAAGCGAGCAAACCAGCUACUAAACAGCAGUUGAAAAAGCCCAGCGAGUCCAGUAACACACUGUGGUGGGUCGCUGUCGUUCUCAUUGGCGUGGCAUUGGCACUUGGCCAGCUCAGCUUCGUGGAGUAAACAAGAGAAGGCGAUAAGUGUAUUGCGUUAAUGCAGCUCCUUUUUCUGGUCUAAAGACGUGGAUUUAGGCGUACUCGAAGAGCUUAACAGUGUGCAGAUACUUGUCGUCGCACUCGCGAUGUGGUCGCCAGUAGGUGUAGUAUCCGUUGGCCUUGACUCUGGUACAGCGCACGAAGCCAUUCUGCCAGCGUUCGGGCUCACCGUACGUCUCCAUGUACUCCUUCAUGUCGCGCCAACCCGUUUGUUGCACACGGAAGGCUUCCUCGGCUUCGGGACUCCACUCCUUGGGACGAUAACAUCGCGUUGCUUUGGUCUUGGUGACCACAGGAUUGUGCUGUGGUUGUGCGUUGUUAUUGCCAGACGAGUAAUCCUCGUCCAUCUUGUACUGCGUGUUCGAACGCGGCGUGGAGCCGCGUGACGAGUGCUUUGAACGAGUCAGAGACGUCGCGUUGACGGAUAAUACCUCCAUUUGGGCAGCUGUGUCUUCUCUCCGGCAAGAACAAGUGUGAACGGCCAGGUAUCAGCUAGCAAAUGAUAAAGUAUUUUGAGCGUGAGCGGUGCGUUGAAGAGGAUUCUGGGAAUAGCGUCACUGCUUAAAGCCGUUGCAGCAGUAUCGUUACAGGGUGCACCGCAGUGUUUCACUUGGUGCGAGCUCUUGGUCCUCGUCUAGUAGCUUUGAUCUGAUCGCCUUGCUCAAC
This is a messenger RNA of Phytophthora nicotianae INRA-310, 2245 nucleotides long. RefSeq lists its product as hypothetical. Lineage: Eukaryota; Oomycota; Peronosporomycetes; Peronosporales; Peronosporaceae. The transcript has 3 exons. The record is from RefSeq and is a predicted model, not a curated record. Gene Ontology annotation, molecular function: protein binding. The coding region runs from base 771 to 1547 and encodes 258 amino acids.